Messenger RNA from Funneliformis geosporum, 927 nucleotides. NCBI's taxonomy places the organism in Eukaryota, Fungi, Glomeromycota, Glomeromycetes, Glomerales, Glomeraceae. The record is from the annotation of a GenBank genome assembly.
AUGACCGGCUUGGGUGAAAAAGUUUCAACAAUAACAACAACACCUACGAAUACACCGUGGAGUUUUAGUUCUAUCCUGAAUGGAAUAUCAGAGUAUAGAAAGAAACUUAACUUGCCCAAUCCGGGCACUUUUGAAGGUCUCCAUAAAGAGGUUAAAGCCACUUUUCUGACGAAUCACUUGUUUGAUGGAGGUAGAGCUGACGUUACAAAGGUUCUAUCGCAACAUCUUCAAGUGACCCAUUCGUUCUCGAUGGGUUCAACAAUAUCUCCUCCAAUGUAUAAUUUUGGGGCUGCUUUCAUUGAAGGAAACUUGACCGCACGCAUGAAUUAUGCAUGGAAUGCAAAUAAUAUAACAAAACUUCAGGCUCAUAUAUCACCAUCACCAGGGCAUUCAAUGCUUCAAUUAGAACAAGAUUAUCAGGGAUCGGAUUAUUCUAUAAAUUGUAAAACUAUUAAUCCUUCGCCGGUUGAAAAUACUGGGAUUUUUAUUCUCAGUUACUUUCAAUCUGUAACACAAAAAAUAGCAUUGGGAGUUGAAAAUGUAUAUCAGAAGCCAACUCCUGAUAUUGAAGAAACCACCAGAUCUUUGGUAGCAAAAUAUACCGGGAAAGAUUGUAUUGCAACUUUGCAUUGGCAAGAAAUGGGUGCUUUUCAAGCAUCAUACUAUCAAAAGAUCAACGAAAAAGUAGACUUUGGAACAGAAUUACAAAUACUUGCCGCAUCAGGCCGGAGAGAAGCGGUUUGCACAGUAGGUGGUAAAUUCGAUUUUCGAGCCGCUACUUUCAGAGGCCAGAUUGAUACAACAGGACGCGUAUCAGCCGUCAUAGAGCAAAAAAUUGCCCCGGGAUUCAGCUUUAUUAUCACCGGCGAUAUCGAACACAUGAAGAGCACAGCAAGAUUUGGUGUAGGAAUUCAAUUGGAAGCAUAG